CGAUUUCAUAGCCACGUGACACCACUACGCGGCAGGUGAUAUACUUAGUUGUCCAGGAAAAGGAAAGCAGGUAAACAAGGAAAGAUCAGGAGUUGGACAUAAGAAGAAAAAUGAACUUGAUAUUUGGUAGACUGAAAGUUCGUCCAGAGGUUUACCCUCUCAUUGUCAUAUUGUCUGGAGCGUGUGGACUAGCCGCCUUCUUCGGAGGCAGAGCGGCCUUUCUGUAUCCGGACGUUGCAUGGGAUCAUAAAAAAAAUCCUCACCCGUGGUUGUCCAUUCAACAAAGAGAACAACGAAAGCUCUAUUCCACAAAAGACUAUGAUAAGCUACCUAAAGGAGACCGACCAGACAUCUAACCUGCGGUCAAUUCUGAUCUUCAAGUAGCGAGAAGAACAUCAAGGCAUGUAUUAAAUUAUUUGUAUAGAAACAUGGACAAUAAUUUUCCGAAAUAGAUGUAGAUUUUAGUUUGAAUGCUGUGUGGCUUGCACUAAUGCAUUUCGCCAUAAUGAUGAAAACAUUCAUGCUGACAA
Molecule: messenger RNA, 530 nt
Organism: Rhopilema esculentum
Lineage: Eukaryota; Metazoa; Cnidaria; Scyphozoa; Rhizostomeae; Rhizostomatidae
Product: cytochrome c oxidase subunit FA4
Cellular component (GO): respiratory chain complex IV
Source: RefSeq, a predicted model, not a curated record